AUGAAGUCUCUCAUCUAUCUCUGGGCUUUACUCCCCUUCCUCCAUCUCUCACACUCCACGCCAACACAAUUCCCAGCUGGCACAUCACGCCUGUCUUGCCAAACGAGCCUAACCUCCUGCCCCAACGGCACCAUAAUCGUCAGCAACAACAAAAAUGAUCCUCGGGCACACUUCACCUCUAUCCAGUCUGCCAUCGACUCUCUCCCCAACGACAACUCGUCGCAGACCAUCCUCAUCCUAGCAGGGAACUAUACCGAACAGCUAAACAUCACGCGCUCCGGGCCCGUCACGCUGCUGGGGCAAACCUCCCAUCCCACAGACGCAAGCCAGAACAAAGUCACCGUCUUCUGGGCCGCAGCCAACAAUGGCACGUACGCAGACAACGCCUACACGAGCGUGCUAACCGUCGCGCCGACACUAGAGGCCAGUCUGACCGGGUCCGGGCCAACGGGGUACCCCGUCCCAGCAGACACACCGUUCGGCAACCGCGAUUUCCGGGCUUACAAUAUCGAUUUCCGGAAUGUGUUCUCUGAGUACUCUGCUGGACCGGCGCUGGCGCUCAGUCUGAGCUAUGCGAAUGGCGGGUUUUAUUAUUGCGGGUUUUAUUCGUUUCAGGAUACUGAGGUCUACAUCGGCAAACACGGCAACGCAUACAUCUACUCCAGCAUCGUCGCAGGCCAAACAGACUUCCUGUACGGCUUCGGCACCGCCUGGCUGCAAUCCUCCCAUCUCCUCCUCCGCAACUGCGGCGGGGGAAUAACAGCCUGGAAGGGGACAAACACAACCUCCUUUCCCAACAAAUACGGGGUAUACAUCGUCGACUCGCGGAUCACUGCCGCCAACGCUACCGUCGCGGAGGCCAUACGGCACAAAUGCGCCCUUGGAAGGCCGUGGAAUAGCCUGCACCGCUCCAUCUUUGCGCGGACGUAUGAGGAUGGUAGUAUUCUGCCGUCAGGGUAUAUUGAUUGGAUUGUCGAUGGGGUAGGUCGUUACGAGCCGAAUGUUACGCUCAUGGCGGAGUAUAAGACGUAUGGCCCGGGGUUUAAUCGUACGGGGAGGGUGAGUGGGAAGGUUGACACCCUCCUGGAUGAUGCGCAGUCUGCGGCGUACGAUUCGCCGGCGAAGGUCUUUCAGAAUGAGAAGGGAGAGUUUGGGAAUGUUGGGUGGAUUGAUUGGAUGCCGUGGUUAUAG
Molecule: messenger RNA, 1191 nt
Organism: Rasamsonia emersonii CBS 393.64
Lineage: Eukaryota; Fungi; Ascomycota; Eurotiomycetes; Eurotiales; Trichocomaceae
Product: Pectinesterase
Exons: 2
Coding region: 1-1191 (396 amino acids)
Biological process (GO): cell wall modification
Molecular function (GO): pectinesterase activity
Source: RefSeq, a predicted model, not a curated record